Centruroides sculpturatus (bark scorpion) is the source of this 1449-nucleotide messenger RNA. RefSeq lists its product as uncharacterized. Gene Ontology annotation, molecular function: DNA-binding transcription factor activity, RNA polymerase II-specific; RNA polymerase II cis-regulatory region sequence-specific DNA binding. Gene Ontology annotation, cellular component: nucleus; transcription regulator complex. Bases 201 to 1280 code for a protein of 359 amino acids. Gene Ontology annotation, biological process: regulation of transcription by RNA polymerase II. The transcript is spliced from 5 exons. NCBI's taxonomy places the organism in Eukaryota, Metazoa, Arthropoda, Arachnida, Scorpiones, Buthidae. The record is from RefSeq and is a predicted model, not a curated record.
CUUAAUUUCGAUAUAAAUAAUAUAAAUUCUCGAAAUAAUUAAAAUAACUUAAUAAUCACUUUAAUUUUCUAGAAUAAAUUAAAGUGAGAGUGGUCACGUGAUCGCCACUUUGAUACAUUUUGAUACAUUGUAUCAGUUGGUUUGUUACAAUUUUUUCUUUAUUCGUUUUAGGCGCGCGCGCGCGCGCGUUAAAUUUUAUCAUGGAUACGGAUAAUUUAGGAUAUUCCGAAAUAAGAAACCUUCUAGAUAAAUGGAAUCUUGUUAAAUUAUCGGGGAUGGAAGUGGAUAAAGUUGUUACGGAAAUAACCGAUUGUCUUUUCGGCGGAGAAAAAUGGCGGCAAUUAGAAAGUUUUUUGCGAGAAGUCGAUUGCUCUUAUCCCGGAAUAUUCGAGGAAUUAUAUAAUAAAAAUGAAAGAUUUUUACUCCAGGUCAUAGCUCUUCGUCGACAUUUUAAGGAUUACGAAGAAGUUUAUCGUUUAAUUCGGAAUGGAAAAUUCACCGAUAUGAAUGCUAUGUUAGACUUGUGGGAUGAAGUUCACUACGAAGAAAUCUCAAAUGGAGAUAUUAAAAAGCUGUCGCCUGUGAAAAAAUUUCGCAUUCGUCAGAAGAAUCCUCCACCUCUGAGUAUCUGUCCAUCAGGAAUUCGUCCAACUUGUACUUUUUCUCGUAAUGUUAAAAAAAUUCUGAAAGAGUGGUUAGAACAAAGGCGUUCUUAUCCGUACCCUAGUAAAACCGAAAAAACCUGGCUGUGCUCUCAAACCGGACUCACCAUGAAACAACUUGAGACUUGGUUUGCUAACAAUAGAAGACGAAAUCUGAUGGGAAAAAAGAAAGUUGGAAGACCUUCUAAAGCUAAGUCUAAAGGAGAUAUUGAAAUUAAAGAGUGUGUUGCUGUGGAAGGUAUGUUAGCUUUAAGUGAAACAUUAAAUGAAACAAUACCGACAGAUUUGGAAGUCGGCAAAGUAACCGAACAAAAUGUAAAAAUCGAGACAAAAGAAUAUUGCAUGUCAUCAACCACAUAUUUUAAUUGCAUGUAUCAUCCUCAUAUCAAUACCUUUCUGGAACCCGAUUCCCUUCAAUCUUCUCGUAUGAUGAGCCUUGUAUCAGAAGUUGGUUUCUUUGCUCCAAAUUACAAUUUUUUGUAUGACGACUGGGCAACGAAUGUCUUGUACUCUACUCUUAACGAUGGUUUAAUUUAUGCUAAUCAGAACAAACCUAUAAACCAGAAAUUUAUCCCUGAUAACGGUAGAGACCAACUAUUGGAAAAUUCAGUCUGUUAAAUUCUCUUUCCUGCGUUCAGAGUUGAAGGAAUACAACGUUUAAGAUAGAAAAUCGGAUGCAGUGAUUACUAUUUUGAAUCAACUAUUUCAAUAGAAAAAUCUUCAAAUGCUAUUAAUUUUUUCAUGAGUUUUUUUCGAUUUUUGUAUGAAUUUAAUUUUUAACUUGCAC